AUGCCCAAGAUUGACCAACUAGUAGACGCCACGUAUGGGCACCCGAGGAUGAGCUUCUUGGAUGCUUUCCAGGGGUACCACCAGAUUGCCUUGGCUCCCGAGGACCGAGAAAAGACAGCAUUUAUUUCCCCGAGUGCUAACUAUCAAUACGAAGUCUUGCCGUUUGGGUUGAAGAACGCCUGUGCCACAUACCAGCGGAUGAUGACGAGGAUGUUCCGAGAGAAAAUUGGGUGCACGGUGGAAGUAUACAUUGACGACAUGGUGGUAGAGAGCAAAAAGGAGUCGCAACACACUGAAGACCUUCGGGGAGUAUUUGAGAUACUCCGGAAGCACAAGCUGCGCUUGAACGCCGAGAAGUGUACUUUCGGUGUGGGGGCUAGAAAGUUCUUAGGUUAUCUGAUUUCUACUCGGGGGAUAGAAGCCAAUCCCGACCAGAUAAACGCCGUGAAUCGCCUCAUACCGCCGAGCAAUCCGAAGGAAGUACAGGUGCUAACCGGGAUGUUAGCCGCCCUAAAUCGAUUCUUCUCCAAAUUCGCGGAUCACUGCAGACCGUUUUAUCAGCUUCUGAAGAAGUGGAAGGGGUUUCAUUGGGACGAGGAAUGCAACAAGGCCUUUCGAGAACUGAAGGAGUACUUGGCAAAAGCACCCAUGUUAACAGCCCCGGAGUCCGGGGAGGAUUUGUUUAUGUACCUCUUAGUGUCUGACCAUGCCGUGAGUGCUGUGUUACUAAGGGACCAAGGAGUACAGCAGCUAGUGUAUUACAUAAGCAAAACCUUAGUAGAUGCCGAAACGAGAUACCUGCCCCUUGAAAAGCUAGUUUUGGCACUAGUGCACGCCAUGAGGAAGUUGCCGCAUUACUUUCAGGCUCAUACGGUAUUCGUCCUCACCGAGUAUCCCCUGCAAUCGUUGCUAAAAAGAUCGGACUUCACAGGCCGAAUAGCCAAAUGGGGAACUCGUUUGGGUUCGUUCGACAUAAGGUACCGACUGCGAAGCUCGGUAAAGGGACAGGUUCUUGCUGACUUCAUUGCAGAAUUCACCCCCAAGAACGACGGGAAGAUAAUAUGUAAUGCGGAGCGUCAUCCGUGGAAAGUGUUUGUAGACGGCGCUUCGAAUGCUAUGGGUGCCAAAGCUGGUAUUGUCAUAAUCACCCCGGAGGGCAUACGAUUAGAACACUCCUUCAUAUUAGGAUUCAAAGCCUCAAACAACGAAGCCGAGUAUGAGGCCUUCCUGGCCGGGUUGAGGGCCGUAUUGUGUUUAGGCGCGAAAGAUGUUGAGAUUUAUUCGGACUCUCGGCUGGUCGUUUAUCAAAUCUUGGGAAGCUUCAAAGCUCGGGACUCUCGGAUGAAAGCCUAUCUGAGUGCAGCCAAGCAGAUCAUUGGCCGGUUCGGGACAGUGAAGGUAGCCCAGGUAGGUCGGGCACAAAACAGACAUGUUGACUCGCUGGCCACGUUGGCUUCAUCCUCUACCGGGAACAUACCUCGGCUGGUCAAGAUAGAGCUUAUAAGGGAGCCAAGCAUCGAGGUGAAAAGUGAUGACAACCUGGCUGGGGUUGAAGUUGCCAUGAUGUCAAUGGCAAAUCCGUGUUGGAUGAACCCGAUCAUAGACUUCAUAGCUGAGGAUAAAGUUCCGGACGAUGAAAAGGAGGCCAAAAAGAUUCGUCAGGUGGCUUCUCGGUACUGGUUGUCAGCAGAUCGCAAGUUGUACCGGAGGUCUUUCGCAGGCCCUUACCUUUUAUGUCUACAUCCUGAGAAAGUGAACGAACUUCUGACCGAGCUGCAUGAUGGAGUAUAUGGUGGCCAUGUCGGAGGAUGGUCUCUAGCGCACAGGGCCAUGACCCAGGGGUUUUGGUGGCCACAGAUGCAGAAGGAUGCCGCGAAAUACGUCAGGAGGUGCAAACAAUGCCAAAAGCACGCCCCUCUGAUCCACCAGCCGGCAGAACGUCUAAACCCCAUCAGCAGCUCAUUGCCGUUCGCACAAUAG
This is a messenger RNA of Quercus lobata, 1980 nucleotides long. RefSeq lists its product as uncharacterized. NCBI's taxonomy places the organism in Eukaryota, Viridiplantae, Streptophyta, Magnoliopsida, Fagales, Fagaceae. The record is from RefSeq and is a predicted model, not a curated record. The transcript has a single exon. Gene Ontology annotation, molecular function: RNA-DNA hybrid ribonuclease activity; nucleic acid binding. Bases 1 to 1980 code for a protein of 659 amino acids.